Esox lucius (northern pike) is the source of this 3972-nucleotide messenger RNA. Its product is annotated as mucin-2. The annotation marks the transcript as partial. Lineage: Eukaryota; Metazoa; Chordata; Actinopteri; Esociformes; Esocidae. The record is from RefSeq and is a predicted model, not a curated record. The transcript has 2 exons.
ACCAUAACCCCAUCAAUUACCACAGAAACAACUACACCAACAUCUACCCCUACCAUAACCCCAUCAACUACCACAGAAACAACUACACCCCCAACAUCUACCCCUACCAUAACCCCAUCAAUUACCACAGAAACAACUACACCAACAUCUACCCCUACCAUAACCCCAUCAACUACCACAGAAACAACUACACCCCCAACAUCUACCCCUACCAUAACCCCAUCAAUUACCACAGAAACAACUACACCAACAUCUACCCCUACCAUAACCCCAUCAACUACCACUACAGAAACAUCUACAUCCCCAACAUCUACCCCUACCAUAACCCCAUCAACGACCACAGAAACAACUACACCCCCAACAUCUACCCCUACCAUAACCCCAUCAAUUACCACAGAAACAACUACACCAACAUCCACCCCUACCAUAACCCCAUCAACUACUACUACAGAAACAACUACAUCCCCAACAUCUACCCCUACCAUAACCCCAUCAAUUACCACAGAAACAACUACACCAACAUCUACCCCUACCAUAACCCCAUCAACUACCACAGAAACAACUACACCCCCAACAUCUACCCCUACCAUAACCCCAUCAAUUACCACAGAAACAACUACACCAACAUCUACCCCUACCAUAACCCCAUCAACUACCACUACAGAAACAUCUACAUCCCCAACAUCUACCCCUACCAUAACCCCAUCAACGACCACAGAAACAACUACACCCCCAACAUCUACCCCUACCAUAACCCCAUCAAUUACCACAGAAACAACUACACCAACAUCCACCCCUACCAUAACCCCAUCAACUACUACUACAGAAACAACUACAUCCCCAACAUCUACCCCUACCAUAACCCCAUCAACUACCACAGAAACAACUACACCCCCAACAUCUACCCCUACCAUAACCCCAUCAAUAACCACAGAAACAACUACACCAACAUCUACCCCUACCAUAACCCCAUCAACUACCACUACAGAAACAACUACAUCCCCAACAUCUACCCCUACCAUAACCCCAUCAACUACCACAGAAACAACUACACCCCCAACAUCUACCCCUACCAUAACCCCAUCAAUUACCACAGAAACAACUACACCAACAUCUACCCCUACCAUAACCCCAUCAACGACCACAGAAACAACUACACCCCCAACAUCUACCCCUACCAUAACCCCAUCAACUACCACAGAAACAACUACACCAACAUCUACCCCUACCAUAACCCCAUCAACUACCACUACAGAAACAACUACAUCCCCAACAUCUACCCCUACCAUAACCCCAUCAACGACCACAGAAACAACUACACCCCCAACAUCUACCCCUACCAUAACCCCAUCAAUUACCACAGAAACAACUACACCAACAUCUACCCCUACCAUAACCCCAUCAACGACCACAGAAACAACUACACCCCCAACAUCUACCCCUACCAUAACCCCAUCAAUUACCACAGAAACAACUACAUCCCCAACAUCUACCCCUACCAUAACCCCAUCAACUACCACAGAAACAACUACACCCCCAACAUCUACCCCUACCAUAACCCCAUCAAUUACCACAGAAACAACUACACCAACAUCUACCCCUACCAUAACCCCAUCAAUAACCACAGAAACAACUACACCAACAUCUACCCCUACCAUAACCCCAUCAACUACCACUACAGAAACAACUACAUCCCCAACAUCUACCCCUACCAUAACCCCAUCAACUACCACAGAAACAACUACACCCCCAACAUCUACCCCUACCAUAACCCCAUCAAUUACCACAGAAACAACUACACCAACAUCUACCCCUACCAUAACCCCAUCAACGACCACAGAAACAACUACACCCCCAACAUCUACCCCUACCAUAACCCCAUCAACUACCACAGAAACAACUACACCCCCAACAUCUACCCCUACCAUAACCCCAUCAAUUACCACAGAAACAACUACACCAACAUCUACCCCUACCAUAACCCCAUCAAUAACCACAGAAACAACUACACCAACAUCUACCCCUACGAUAACCCCAUCAAUAACCACAGAAACAACUACACCAACAUCUACCCCUACCAUAACCCCAUCAAUAACCACAGAAACAACUACACCAACAUCUACCCCUACCAUAACCCCAUCAACUACCACUACAGAAACAACUACACCCCCAACAUCUACCCCUACCAUAACCCCAUCCACUACCACAGAAACAACUACACCCCCAACAUCUACCCCUACCAUAACCCCAUCAAUUACCACAGAAACAACUACACCAACAUCUACCCCUACCAUAACCCCAUCAACUACCACUACAGAAACAACUACAUCCCCAACAUCUACCCCUACCAUAACCCCAUCAACUACCACAGAAACAACUACCCCUACCAUAACCCCAUCAACUACUACUACAGAAACAACUACAUCCCCAACAUCUACCCCUACCAUAACCCCAUCAACUACUUCUACAGAAACUACUACAUCUCCAACAUCUACCCCUACCAUAACCCCAUCAACUACCACAGAAACAACUACACCCCCAACAUCUACCCCCACCAUAACCCCAUCAACGACCACAGAAACAACUACACCCCCAACAUCUACCCCUACCAUAACCCCAUCAAUUACCACAGAAACAACUACACCAACAUCUACCCCUACCAUAACCCCAUCAACUACCACUACAGAAACAACUACAUCCCCAACAUCUACCCCUACCAUAACCCCAUCAACGACCACAGAAACAACUACACCCCCAACAUCUACCCCUACCAUAACCCCAUCAAUUACCACAGAAACAACUACACCAACAUCUACCCCUACCAUAACCCCAUCAACGACCACAGAAACAACUACACCCCCAACAUCUACCCCUACCAUAACCCCAUCAAUUACCACAGAAACAACUACACCAACAUCUACCCCUACCAUAACCCCAUCAACUACCACUACAGAAACAACUACAUCCCCAACAUCUACCCCUACCAUAACCCCAUCAACUACCACAGAAACAACUACACCCCCAACAUCUACCCCUACCAUAACCCCAUCAAUUACCACAGAAACAACUACACCAACAUCUACCCCUACCAUAACCCCAUCAACUACCACUACAGAAUCAACUACAUCCCCAACAUCUACCCCCACCAUAACCCCAUCAACUACCACUACAGAAACAACUACAUCCCCAACAUCUACCCCUACCAUAUCCCCAUCAACUACCACAGAAACAACUACACCCCCAACAUCUACCCCUACCAUAACCCCAUCAAUUACCACAGAAUCAACUACACCAACAUCUACCCCUACCAUAACCCCAUCAACGACCACAGAAACAACUACACCCCCAACAUCUACCCCUACCAUAACCCCAUCAACUACCACAGAAACAACUACACCCCCAACAUCUACCCCUACCAUAACCCCAUCAAUUACCACAGAAACAACUACACCAACAUCUACCCCUACCAUAACCCCAUCAACUACCACUACAGAAACAACUACACCCCCAACAUCUACCCCUACCAUAACCCCAUCAACUACCACAGAAACAACUACACCCCCAACAUCUACCCCUACCACAACUACCUCUACAGAAACAACUACAUCCCCAACAUCUACCCCUACCAUAACCCCAUCAACUACCACUACAGAAACAACUACAUCCCCAACAUCUACCCCUACCAUAACCCCAUCAACGACCACAGAAACAACUACACCCCCAACAUCUACCCCUACCAUAACCCCAUCAAUUACCACAGAAACAACUACAUCCCCAACAUCUACCCCUACCAAAACCCCAUCAACUACCACUACAGAAACAACUACAUCCCCAACAUCUACCCCUACCAUAACCCCAUCAACUUCCACAGAAACAACUACACCCCCAACAUCUACCCCUACCAUAACCCCAUCAAUUACCACAGAAACAACUACACCAACAUCUACCCCUACCAUAACCCCAUCAACUACC